AUGCAAUUUAGCAUUGGCAAAGACACUGUUGAUUGUUACGGAGCCGAUACCCGACACCACACAGUGCUGGCAUUCAAGGAUCUUGACUCUAAAAGUUAUGAAAAAGUUGCGGCGACUUUCUACUGGAAUAGUCUGCCACAGACUCAAGCUGUCAAGCAAAGCUAUGGCAUGUGGUCGGCCUUGGCUCCCAAGGAACGAACUUUGCCUAAAGCCAUUGAUCUCACUCGUCCACUUUUUGAAGUGGAGGAUGCCGGCACUUCCACUCAAGCACCGGGCCAGAAGGAGUUGGGUGCUGUCGCAUCGGUUCCUGCCAAGGGUCAAUAUUCGUAUGGUGGAAAGAAAGGCAGCAAGGGCUCCAAGGGAUGGUCUUCCAAUUGGUCUCCUAGUAAAGGAACCAACUAUAGAAAGGGAAAAGAGAAGACUAAGGGACGAGGCAAAGCUAUGAGAGGAAGUUCUCCGUAUACGUGGUUCUGUGGCUGGUCAAAUCAACAGCAAUGUUAUGUGUGCGGAGGCUAUGGCCAUUGGGCCAGUGACACUGGCCCAGUGUAUGCCCGUCCCGAAAGAUCACAGAUGACAGGCAAGAGCCCAAUAAAGUAA
Perkinsus marinus ATCC 50983 is the source of this 597-nucleotide messenger RNA. RefSeq lists its product as hypothetical. NCBI's taxonomy places the organism in Eukaryota, Perkinsozoa, Perkinsida, Perkinsidae. The transcript has a single exon. The coding region runs from base 1 to 597 and encodes 198 amino acids. Gene Ontology annotation, molecular function: nucleic acid binding; zinc ion binding. The record is from RefSeq and is a predicted model, not a curated record.